Radiomyces spectabilis is the source of this 865-nucleotide messenger RNA. RefSeq lists its product as uncharacterized. The coding region runs from base 96 to 638 and encodes 180 amino acids. The transcript is spliced from 4 exons. Gene Ontology annotation, molecular function: protein binding. The record is from RefSeq and is a predicted model, not a curated record. Lineage: Eukaryota; Fungi; Mucoromycota; Mucoromycetes; Mucorales; Radiomycetaceae.
CGCAAUAAUCUGAUCCUGCAUCCGCCCUCUUUCGGCUCUUUUUUUUACCCCUCUUCCGGCCAUCCAAAACCAGCUGACCAGCUUCCAUUUUGUUCAUGGCGUCUAUACGCAGCUUUGCCACUCAUGUCCAGUGUCCUUUGCCGGUCAAUCAGCCCGUCAUUUUGGGCCGUGAACGACCGCCAUUCAAUAUUCACCAUCGUCAAGUCAGUCGAAAGCACGCCCAAAUCACCUAUUUGGACGAUGGACGAUGCUUCAUAGUGCGUCUGUCACCGAAUCCGGUGGUACUCAGAGGGAAAUUAUUGCCACAUCAAGUGGAAGUCGAAGCUUUUAAUAAGGAUGUUCUCUAUCUUUUGCCGGACGAGCUCGACUUUGAGAUUCUUUUGCCACAAAUAGCUAAACCCUCUAAACCGACCACUUCACAAACGCAGACCUCCAAACCACCUGCAACCGAACGCGAAAAGGAAUUGGCAGAUUAUGCCCAUGAGCUGCAAACAAGAGACUACGAGUUGGAUCAACAUACUACAACGGACGAAGAAAAUAUAAGCGACACUGACAUCGACACAGACAAUGAAAUAGUGUCGGCAUCAGACAGCGACAUCUCUCAAGAAUCCAGUUUGAUAGGUGAUGCAAGGGAUUGACACACGGUCUCAAUUGCACAAAUGACGAAAAAAAAAGAAGAGCACCCAGAAGGUAUUGCAAACUAUAUCCUUUGUUAACCAAAAAUACAUGCACACAUACACAAACUUGCAUGCACGCAAGAAAAAAAAAGGGAACCAUCAGAGAGAUCUAGGGUCUCUUGGGUGUGAAUGGUCGGUGGUGAUGACCAAAGGCGGGAGAAAAUCCGGCGGAUUCUUCGCCGCCUGAA